AAUAUGGUUUAAAGGCAUUGCAUGAAAUGGAAGAGAGGACUACUAAGCCAAGGAUGAAUUGCCGGCGAUGGAUCAGUAUAUAUCUGAUCUUAUUUUUAUGAUAUAAUAAUGUAUAGACAGCUUCUUCUUCUUUGUAGCCGGCAAUUCCAUUCUUGGCUAAGUGUGGCUUUCUUUCUCUCAUGUCAUGCUCAAGACUAUGAUGGUCGAUUGGGUAGUCGCCGGAGGAGGGAUACAUAUAUAUAGUUUCAAUUUGUUGGUUCUUUUUUCAUUGUGUUUCGAGAGCCUUCAAUAUAUAUAUAUGUUCAAGAACCGUAUGAAACACAUGAGGAUAUGUGCAUGGUUUACCAAGGUAUAAAAGGAGGAAUUUAGUUAACCCUAUAGGGGUGUUGGAGAUGAUUAAUUAACAACGUUGCACAGUUUAUCCUUCACUAAAAUAUUUAGGUGUAAUGGUCGAUGGAAUAAAGCUAGAGUAUAUGCAUGGUUAGAGAUCAUAUUUUUACCUCCCAUGUAAAGGUAGAGGGCUCAAUGACUCCAGUGGUGGGAAAUAAGGACAUAUGCACCGAAGGGUUAGGACCAUGUGGAACCAACUGCGAUGCAAGGUGCAAAGCUCAGCAUAGCCCUAACGAGAACCCUCAGGGUAGCUGUGAUCAAAUCGGUAGCAGCAUAUCGUUGUGUAAUUGCCUUUACAGUUGUGACAGGUCGACGCCGAUGCCGAAGCCACCACUAAACUGCAUCUCCGGACUAGGGUUGUGCACUGCACAAUGCAAGAGCGAUUGUUGUAAUGCUAAAUGUGGGCAGCAGUACAAAGGAGGAGAGGGGUUUUGUGACACAAACGUUGGAGUUUCUUUGUGCCAAUGCAGCCAUCCUUGCUAAUUAACACAAUAUUGUGUAAUCGUGAAAAUCAAAAUGUGUGCAUUGUAAAUGCACGGGGUAUGGGCAAUUGAUUUUUGUAACAGUAUUUUUAGAAUUGUCUGCAUGUUAUCGUUAUCUACUUUAAACGGCAUGUGUUUUGUUUUGUUGUUGUGCUUGUGCUUUUAGUGAAAGUUCUUUUUAUGAGAGUAUCUUAUCUUUGCCAUGUAAUGUUUAAUUUCAAUCUUAAUAAGUGUUAAUCAAGAAAA
Molecule: messenger RNA, 1118 nt
Organism: Cucumis sativus (cucumber)
Lineage: Eukaryota; Viridiplantae; Streptophyta; Magnoliopsida; Cucurbitales; Cucurbitaceae
Product: defensin-like protein 182
Exons: 3
Coding region: 478-873 (131 amino acids)
Source: RefSeq, a predicted model, not a curated record